Molecule: messenger RNA, 255 nt
Organism: Cylicostephanus goldi
Lineage: Eukaryota; Metazoa; Nematoda; Chromadorea; Rhabditida; Strongylidae
Source: the annotation of a GenBank genome assembly
AUGGUGGUAGGUAAAGUUUACCAGGCGGCUAAAUGGACCACGGAGACCGUUAUUGGAGCAGCACAAGCCCUUGCUAAUACAAAGGGCCCAGUGCCAGCCACAGAUCUCCAUCCACGAAUGCCCGCUCGACCAUGGACAGCUCAAGAAUACCUGCGUAUGUGGUCAUGGCGUCAUUGCUGGAAAUACAUCCCAGUAUUCCGUUUCUACGUCUACUCUGGCAUCAUUAUGUUUGUAAUACUGAAAUACGUUGUUCCA